Molecule: messenger RNA, 7300 nt
Organism: Phycodurus eques (leafy seadragon)
Lineage: Eukaryota; Metazoa; Chordata; Actinopteri; Syngnathiformes; Syngnathidae
Gene: dock11
Product: dedicator of cytokinesis 11
Exons: 54
Coding region: 80-6307 (2075 amino acids)
Biological process (GO): positive regulation of filopodium assembly; positive regulation of GTPase activity; small GTPase-mediated signal transduction
Molecular function (GO): guanyl-nucleotide exchange factor activity
Source: RefSeq, a predicted model, not a curated record
UCGCCUCGCAUCAGCAUCACGAGAAGCGGCCCGGCCGCGCCUCACGUCGUCGAGGAAAUAUCCCCCCGAAAAUUUCGCCAUGUCUGAGGUCCGCAAAUUCACCAAGCGGCUGAGCAAACCCGGCACGGCGGCGGAAGUCCGGCAGAGCGUCUCCGAGGCUGUGAGGAGCCCCGUCGACCCGGAGGAGCAGCCCAAGUUCAUCGAGCCUUUGGACUACGAGGCCGUGGUGUUCCAGAGAAAGGCUCAGAUCCACAGCGACCCCCAACGAGACUUGCUGCUCUGCCCCGCCGACGACGUUUGGGAGUCCCAAAUAUCCCGACAGAGGCGGACCGUGUUUCCCUCUGUGCCCCACAAUGCAGAGCGGGAAGCUAGGAGUCUCUUUGCCCAAAAGUGCAUCAACAUGUACAAGACCGACUGGCAUGUCAUCAACUACAAAUACGAGGCCUACUCCGGCGACUUCCGCAUGUUACCGAGCAAAGGCCUGAAGGCAGACAAGCUAGCGGCUCACGUGUUCGAGGUGGACGAGGAUGCCAAAGACGAGGACACGUCGUCGCUGUGCUCGCAGAGGGGCGGGGUCCUGAAGCAGGGCUGGCUUCAGAAAGCCAACAUGAACAGCAGCCUGUCUGUGUCCAUGAGGGUGUUCAAGAGGAGGUACUUCUACCUGUCCCAGCUCCCGGACGGCUCCUACAUCCUCAACUCGUACAAGGAUGAGAAGCACUGCAAGGAAACCAAAGGCUCCAUCUACCUGGACUCAUGCGUCGACGUCGUUCAGUGCCCUAAAAUGCGGCGGAACGCCUUUGAGCUGAAGAUGCAGGAGCGCUGCAGCCACUUUUUGGCGGCCGACAGCGAAGCGGAGAUGGAGGAGUGGGUGGCCACGCUGAAACAAGCCCUGCAGAACAGCACCGAGGCCUGCCAGGAGAGGAGGAACGGCGGCGAGGCCCCGGACGAUGACGCCACCGGCCAAGGGAGAGGAGAGAGCCAGCCGGAGGGUCCGGGGAGGAACCUCCAACCUGAACUCACAAAGUACGCGAGGGAGACGGACCAGCUCACGAAGAUCCAGCGCAACGAAGGCAGGCACAAGCUUUUCUCUCUGGACCCCGAGACGCAGAGGCUGGACUUCUCCGGCAUCGAGCCGGACGUGAAGCCGUUUGAGGAGCGCUUCGGCCGCCGCGUCGCGGUCGGCUGCCACGAUCUCACCUUCAGCCUGCAGGGCUGCGUCAGUGAAAAGGGCGACGGCGUCCUUACCAACGUUGAGCCCUUCUUCAUAAGCCUGGCACUCUUUGACAUCUCCAAGAACUGUAAGAUCUCUGCCGACUUCCACGUGGACCUCAACCCGCCCUGCGUGAAGGAGAUGCUGAUCGACACGGCGGGCCAGCUCUCGCCGCGCGCAGACGCCGAGGGAGGAGGAGGUGGAGGACGCGGGCCCGUAGUGAGCGAAGACAGCCUGCCUGUUCUCCAGAGAGUGUCGGCGGCGCUGCUGCAUUUUCCUACACAGGCCAUAUUUUCAGUAACCCACCCCCACGCUGAUAUCUUUCUGGUGGCCCGUGUGGAGAAGGUGUUGCAAAACGGCAUCGCCAAUUGCGCCGAGCCAUACAUCAAGACUUGCGACAUAACCAAGACCGCCCAGAAGGUCCUCAAGGCGGCCAAACAGACGUGCCAACGCCUGGGCCAGUACCGGAUGCCCUUUGCUUGGGCUGCCAAGCAGGUGUUUAAGGACGCUCAGGGCGGUCUCGACAUGGACGGCAAGUUUUCUCCCCUCUAUCGUCAAGAUAGCGGAAAAAUCUCCACCGACGACAUCGUCAAGCUGCUGGCCGACACCAGGAAACCCGACAAGAGCAAGCUUCAGACCAUCCCCGGGCAGCUGAAUGUCACCAUCGAGUGCGUCCCACCCGACUUUUCAAACACGGUGACGUCCUCUUAUAUUCCCGUGAAGCCCUUCGAAGAAAGCUGCGAGCGUGUAUCCGUGGAAGUCGAGGAGUUCCUGCCUGAGGAAGCCAAGUACAGCUACCCCUUCACUACCUACAAGAACCAACUCUACGUCUACCCUCUGCAACUCAAAUACGACAACCAGAAAAGCUUCGCCAAGGCUAGAAACAUAGCGGUCCGCGUGCAGUUCCGGGAUUCCGACGACGAAGGUGCGCCCCCUUUGAAGUGCAUCUACGGGAAGCCAGGGGACUCUCUCUUCACCAGCGGCGCUUACGCAGCAGUCCUGCACCACAACCAAAGUCCAGAAUUCUAUGACGAGGUAAAGGUGGAGUUACCCGUCCACUUGCACGAGAGGCACCACAUCCUUUUCACCUUUUACCAUAUCAGCUGUGAGUCGAGCAGCAAAACCAGCAGCAAGAAGAGAGAAGCCGUGGAGUCUCCGGUCGGUCACUCCUGGUGGCCUCUGCUGAAAGACGGCAGGAUGCGGUCGACGGAGCUCCAGCUCCCGGUCGCUGCGACUCUGCCGCCUGGAUACCUGGGUCAGGACACCAGAAAGAGCCAACCAGAUAUCAAGUGGGUGGAAAACGCAAAGCCGCUAUUCAAAAUGAGAAGCCGCGUAGCAUCAACAAUAUACGCUCAGGACCUCCAUCUCCACAAGUUCUUCGUGCACUGCCAGCUAAUGAGGAACACCUCAGAGGACAACCGGGCAGAACUUAUCAAAUACCUGAAGUGCCUACACGCCAUGGAGACGCACGCCAUGGUGCACUUCCUGCCCACUGUGCUCACGCAGCUCUUUGAGGUGCUCUCAGCGGCCACCGAGGAAGGCCGGGAGAUCGCCGUCAACUCUCUCCGUGUCAUCAUCCAUAUUGUCUCCAGGUGUCACGAGGAAGGGCUGGAAAACUACCUGCGCUCUUUUGUGAAGUACGUGUUUGUAUCCCAAAGCCCUGCGCCCGGGAACGCAGCGUAUACCCACGAGGUGCUGGCCACGGCGGUCACAGCCAUUCUCAAGCAGACGGCAGAUUUUAACACCAGCAACAAACUGCUCAAGUACUCCUGGUUCUUCUUUGAAACGAUGGCCAAAUCAAUGGCUCAGUACCUGCAAGAGGAGCACCGCAUGAAGAUGCCGCGGGCCCAGCGCUUUCCGGACACUUUCAAUCAGGCGCUUCGGUCCCUGGCGUUGUCCGUCAUGCCUCACAUCACCCUCCGCUACGCGGAGAUCCCCGAAGAAGCCCGCUGCGUCAACCUGAGCUUGGCCCAUUUGAUCAAGAGGUGUCUGACCUUCAUGAACCGGGGAUUUGCUUUCGCUUUGGUCAACCACUACAUGUGCCACUUCAGGUUCAAAGAUCCCAAGGUGCUGACCGAAAUGAAGUUUGACUUUCUGACGGUGGUGUGCAACCACGAGCACUAUAUCCCCCUCAAUCUGCCCAUGGCCUUUGGGCGCACCAAGCUGCAGCGGGUGCAAGAUUUUAUUCCGUACGCGACGGAGCUUUUUGGCCCUGUAGAACAAAUUCUGGAAUCGGGCCUGACCGAAGAGUUUUGCCGCAACCACUUUCUGGCGGGCCUGCUCCUCCGAGACGUGGCGGCGGCCCUGCGGCGGGGGCGCGAGGUACGGCGGCUGGCCGUGAGCGCGCUCAAGAACCUGCUGAUCAAACACGCCGCGGACGAUCGUUACACGGCCUUCAAGAACCAGCAGGCCAGGAUCUGUUUGCUGUACCUUCCGCUGUUUGAGCUGCUCUUCCAGAACUUGAAGCAACUGUCUGCCCAGCCGUACAUUUGCAAUCUCAAUGGCUCUCGGGACGACCUCGCGUCGAGCGGUUCUACACACAGCAAGAGAACCAGCGCUGCCAUCGAGAAAGACCCCAGCUUGCCUGCCCUGAACGGCCACGUCGUCAGGAGGGACGACUCCACGGGAUCUCCGCUUCCGGAUCCUGGGACGCCAGAUAACAUUGACCUGCAGAGACGCGCUUCCACUCUGAGCAGCAGUCCCGGGGCCCCCGUCAGCAGACUGGGCCCUUACGAAAUCAGGGGCCUCCUGUUUACCUUCUUACAUGUGGCCAAGACCUUGUCAGAGGACACUCUCGUGGCCUACUGGAUCAAACUUAGCCCUCAAGACGUGAUGAACUUCCUCAGUUUGCUUGAGAUCUGUCUGGUUCAGUUUCGAUACGUCGGGAAAAGGAACAUCGGCAGGAGUCAAGAGGCGUGCGCGUCCAAGUUGUUCUCACCUGACAGGAAGUCGCAGACCAUGCCGGCCACGCGCUGCAACCGAGCCAGCGCCAUCCAGACCAAAAUAAACCAGUUGGGCGCCGCGGAGGCCUCGCUCACUCUCAACAUAGGGAUGGGGGCAUCCGAAGCGGAGAUCCAUCACCAGGCAGUGCUGGAGGGCAACAUCUCCACCGAGGUCUGCUUAAGCGUCCUGGAUGUCCUCUCGCUUUUCAUGCAGUGCUUUAAGAGUCAGCUGGCAGACGGUGACGGUCACAACCCGCUGAUGAGGAAGGUGUUUGACGUUUACCUGAGCUUCCUCAAAGUGAGCCAAUCAGAAGCCGCCCUCGGGCACGUGUUUGCUGCGCUUCGGGCAUUCGUGAACAAGUUCCCCUCGGUGCUGUUCAAAGGUCGCGUGACCCUUUGUGAGCUUCUGUGCUGCGAGGUGCUCAAGUGCUGCGUGUCCAAGAUGGCCUCCUUGAGGGCCGAAGCCUCGGCGCUGCUCUACCUGCUCAUGAGGAACAACUACGAGUUCACCAAGAGGAAGACCUUCCUGCGCACGCACUUGCAGAUCAUCAUCGCCGUGAGUCAGCUGAUCUCCGACGUGGCCCUCGGCGGAAGCUCGCGCUUCCAGGAGUCGCUCUCCAUCAUCAACAACUUUGCGAACAGCGACAAGGCCACGAAGUCCACAGCGUUCCCCUCAGAAGUGAAGGGUCUAACCAAGCGCAUCCGCACGGUUCUGAUGGCCACGGCCCAGAUGAGGGAGCACGAGAAGGACCCGGAGAUGCUGCUGGACCUGCAGUACAGCCUGGCCCGCUCCUACGCCAGCACCCCCGAGCUGAGACGGACCUGGCUGGACAGCAUGGCUCGCGCACACCUCAAGAAUAACGAUCUCUCCGAGGCGGCCAUGUGUCACGUUCACGUGGCUGCGCUGGUUGCCGAGUACCUGCACAGGAAAAAGUUGUUCCCCGGCGGGCUGGCCGCCUUUAAGAAGAUCACGUUUAACAUUGAGGAGGAAGCUGCCAUGAAGGAAGACACGGGGAUGCAAGACGUCUACUACACCGAGGAAGUCCUGGCGGAGCACUUGGAGAUUUGCGUGGAGGCGCUGUGGAAAGCCGAGCGCUACGAGCUCAUCGCGCACGUCGCCAAACUGCUGAUCCCCUGCUACGAGAAGCGCCACCAGUACGAGAAACUGAGCCGACUGUACAACACGCUGCACCGAGCCUACGACAAGGUCAUGGAGGUCAUCCAAUCAGGUCGCAGGCUGCUCGGGACCUACUUCAGAGUCGCCUUCUACGGACAGGGCUUCUUCGAGGACGAGGACGGGAAGGAGUACAUCUACAAAGAGCCCAAACUCACCGGGCUUUCCGAAAUCUCCCAGCGCCUGCUGACGCUCUUCGGGGAAAAGUUUGGGGCGGAAAACGUCAAGAUAAUUCAAGACUCCAACAAGGUGAACCCCAAAGAUCUGGACCCCAAGUUCGCCUACGUGCAGGUGACCUUCGUCAAGCCCUACUUCGAGGAGAAGGAGGCGCCGGAGAAGAAGACAGAUUUCGAGAAGUGCCACAACAUCAACCGCUUCGUGUUCGAGACGCCGUACACGCUGUCGGGCGAGAAGCGUGGCGGCGUGGAGGAGCAGUGCAAGAGGAAGACCGUGCUCACAACGGCCAACACCUUCCCCUACGUCAAGAAACGGGUGGAGGUGGUCGGGGAGAAGCAGGUGGACCUGCGUCCGGUGGAGGUGGCCAUCGACGAGAUGAGGUCUCGCACGGGCGAGCUGCACAAGCUGUGCUCCGGCGCGGACGUGGACAUGAUCCAGCUGCAGCUCAAACUGCAGGGCUGCGUCUCCGUGCAGGUGAACGCGGGCCCCAUGGCCUACGCUCGCGCCUUCCUCCGUGACGGCAAGCCAAACCAGUCCGGCAACAAGAAGGCAAAAGAGCUGCGGGAUAUUUUCAGACGUUUUGUGGCGGCGUGCAGUACGGCUCUGGAUAUCAAUGAGCGUCUGAUCAAAGAAGACCAGUUUGAGUACCACGAGGGCCUCAAGAGCAAUUUCAAAGACAUGGUGAAGGAGCUCUCCGACAUCAUCCAUGAGCAGAUCUACGAAGAGGGCAUGAUGCGCUCGCUUCUGCAAAACUCCCUCAACGUGUUCCGCGCCAUCAGCGGGACCUCGUCUGACCUCGGCUGACCUCGCCUGACGCCUCGUAAGAAGCGGGACGAGGCCGCGAGGCUACAUCCGGAGCGGAACUGAAGCAUGUCACGCUCAGAUGCGCUGCGUGCGUUCGUUUGUUUGUUUGUUUGUUUGUUUUCCCUUCUUUUCAACUGACGUUCGCGUCGCGGAACUGGCUGGCGUUCGCCAUGCCGAUCUAUGCGGGACACGCUUUGGUUUCCCCUCGACAGAUGCGAGCAUGCCUGCAGUGCAAUUAUUAAACAAGGACCCCGGAGCUUUGAGUUUACCAGCCAGUCACAUCAACACGCGGUUGCUUCAAACCUCAACGAGUAUUCGCGCGAGCCUCUGGGCCCGCGUUGCGGCCGCAGAGCUCCAGGCUCGAGCGCGAGUGCGACGCUUAUGCGAUAUUUCACAAGUGCUCCACUGAAUCAUAGCCAAGCAGAUGUACAUAAAUUGCUCCUGACUCCUCAGUCUAUUUCUGUUCAUGCUUGUAUGUAUAUUUAUAUCGAUUUGUUUUUUUAAUCUCGCUUAGUAUACAGAAUACAGAGUUGAGUCGCUUGUUAAAUGUAGCUCUCCUCAUAAAAGCAAGUCAAAACGAAAGCCUUCCUUUCUUUCUUUCUUUGGACAACAUCAUUUCUAAAGGGAUCCUUGCCGUAUCAUCUGUGCGGUCGAUGCUUAUGAUGCAGAGGCCAGUUAAAUAUUCCCGGGACCAGUUUUCAUUGAACAAUUUUAGCUCCCAAAAGCCGUCUCCCGCCGGCGGCGAUUUUACAAGCCAAAUCCCCGUAGUUCGAGAACACGAGAGAGAACCAUUUGACGUGGCCGUUUUGGAAGACGAUUUCGGGUGCGUUGCCGCAUGUGAGGCCCGUGCCACAAACCUACUGUAAAUUGUGAACUCAUAUUUGGUCUUAUUAGGAGCUAGUACGCUUCAGUCAAUAAAAGAUUGCAACUAAAAUGUAUCCAUUCAAGUGAAAAAAGUCAAGCAAACAUUGUAGCACAGCCACAAUUAGCCAG